AUGAACAUGAGGGACAAUUAUCGCUGGAAGCUCGUCGUCGCCGCCCUCGUCGACGAGUACGAGAACCUCCGGAUACCCGUCGCCGCCACCCUCCAGGAGGAGCUUGCCCGCGCCGCUGCCUCCCUUCCUCCACUCGCCCCCCACGAAGCAACCGUUGUUGCCCCCGCCCCGGCCGCCGCCGACGACUACAGCAAGGAGGACCCCUAUCGGGCGGUCGAGGACAUGUUGACCUUGCUCUACUUCGGCUGCCUGUUCGACGUCGAGCCGCAGAGCGGGUUGCGGCGACGGCGCUGGUCCAAACCGAAGAUGCCCUCGUUCGAGCCAGUUAUCAGCACAAGGAGGAUGAACAACCUAGAAGUUCAAACAAAGGAACUUCACCCUGGAUAAUGAAGUUAUCCUUGUUGAUGAACCUCCGAAAAUGGAUGAACCUGACACAGCAAGCUCUUCUGCAGAUCCUAACCAACAGGAGCAGCAAAAACCACAAGUAGACUCGGACGAACUCAACUAGAGGGACAUGGACAAGAAGAAGAACAAUAUCCUCCGUGAACAAUAUAUUACAAUAGAAGAGGAGGUGGCUGGGGUGGUUCUUCCUCCUGCACUAACAAUGGAGGUCAUGUCGAGAUGGAUUCAAGUGCCCAGGCUUCAAAUCCUAUCCUUUUAUCAAGUCAUUUAAAGCAGUUGUUGUUGCAUCAUUAAAUGUUGCUGACUUCCAACUAUUCAAUCGCUGUUGUGUCUGGGGAUGGUGAUCAUAUCUAUUAGAGAUGCAUCUGUUUGAACUAUGGAUCGUAGAUGAUGAGAAAACAGACCUGUGCUUAAUUUGAUGGACUGCUCUGAAAUCAUGCAACAAAAAGAAGGAAACUGCUCCUCUCCUGGAAUCAUGCAUCACGCUUUUCCCCAGAAACCAGUCAAGACCAAACGUAUGGACUGAAACUGUUCGAAGACAAAAAAGAAAGAUCGAGAAAAAGAAAGCUCAGUCUCUCCAC
Molecule: messenger RNA, 983 nt
Organism: Musa acuminata AAA Group (dessert banana)
Lineage: Eukaryota; Viridiplantae; Streptophyta; Magnoliopsida; Zingiberales; Musaceae
Exons: 4
Coding region: 1-387 (128 amino acids)
Source: RefSeq, a predicted model, not a curated record